Messenger RNA from Williopsis jadinii, 228 nucleotides. Its product is annotated as zf-UBR-domain-containing protein. The transcript has a single exon. The record is from RefSeq and is a predicted model, not a curated record. NCBI's taxonomy places the organism in Eukaryota, Fungi, Ascomycota, Saccharomycetes, Phaffomycetales, Wickerhamomycetaceae. Gene Ontology annotation, biological process: ubiquitin-dependent protein catabolic process via the N-end rule pathway; protein ubiquitination. Gene Ontology annotation, molecular function: ubiquitin protein ligase activity; zinc ion binding. Gene Ontology annotation, cellular component: ubiquitin ligase complex; cytoplasm. The annotation marks the transcript as partial.
CACGAAGGUAGAAACUGUGGUCAUCGGUUUGCCAACAAGGAUAUCAUUUACAGAUGCGCCGACUGUGGGUUUGACGAGACGUGUGUUCUGUGUGCCAACUGCUUUAACAAGGAUGACCAUGUUGGGCACAAUGUUUCUAAGAGUGUUGCGAGAUCUUCAAAUAACGGUAUCUGUGACUGUGGUGAUGAGGAAGCGUGGACGAAGGAGUUGCGCUGUGCUUGUCAAAAG